Messenger RNA from Colletotrichum lupini, 1386 nucleotides. Its product is annotated as ZIP Zinc transporter. Gene Ontology annotation, cellular component: plasma membrane. Gene Ontology annotation, molecular function: zinc ion transmembrane transporter activity. NCBI's taxonomy places the organism in Eukaryota, Fungi, Ascomycota, Sordariomycetes, Glomerellales, Glomerellaceae. The record is from RefSeq and is a predicted model, not a curated record. Gene Ontology annotation, biological process: zinc ion transmembrane transport. The transcript is spliced from 3 exons. The coding region runs from base 1 to 1386 and encodes 461 amino acids.
AUGGGUGAUAUAGGAGCCACGGGAGUUUGGCCGAGAGAUGCCGCUUCCUGGGCCUCGAUACCGACUGAAUUCCUCCUCGCCGAGCUAUCCAAGCGACAUGGACCUCCAGUCACGAAUGCCGAAGCUGCUGCGGCAGAAGCAACGAAGCCACAAUGCGGUUCAUCUAGAAAGGAGUCCUACGAUACCGCGCUGCAUAUUGGCGCGCUGAUCUUGAUAUUGGCGCUGAGUACAAUCUCAUGCGGAAUUCCACUACUCCCCAGAAGAACCUCCAAAGGCCGACCGCAGAGCAUAAUUCUCUUCUACUGCCAGCACUUCGGCACCGGCGUUCUCCUCGCAACGUCCUUCGUCCACCUCCUCCCGACCGCCUUCACCUCACUCACCGACCCGUGUCUCCCGUUCGUCUUCAACAAAGGCUACCCCCAGAUGGCAGGCUUGAUCGCUAUGGUGGCAGCACUCUCCGUCGUCGCGCUCGAGUCCUACCUAGCCACCCGCGGGGCCGGUCACUCCCACUCCCAUUCACACGAGUACGAGUACUGGGACGACGAAGAGGGCACCGGGCAUUCUGCAGCAAACACGCAUGCCGCAGGAAGCUUGGCGUCGCACAGACACGGCUCUCACCGGCCGGAAGACAUCAGCCUCGAUAACAUGGAUUCUACUCAGGGGCUCAUGGCCGGCGCAUCGCCUUUGCCGAGCUCGACGCCGACGCGUGCGAAAGCGAACGAUAGCCUUGCCAACGGUCGAGAUAGCUUUGACGACGACGAAUCGGACAUUGACCUCGACGUCGAUGAGUUGGACCCAACCCCGGCCGACGAGCCCAGACGGCGGAGCUCACCCGGCAUCCGUCCAAAGAUUACAGUUACCCCCGGCGCACCCCAGAUCGUCACGGAAGAGGAGCAGAGCAAGCUUCUCCGCCAAUGUCUGCUACUAGAAGGAGGCAUUCUCUUCCACAGCGUCUUCAUCGGCAUGGCCAUUUCGGUCGCGACGGGCCCGACCUUCAUCGUCUUCCUCAUCGCCAUCAGCUUCCACCAGACAUUCGAGGGACUCGCACUCGGCAGCCGAAUCGCCGCCAUCCAACUACCCCGGUCCUCGGCGCGGCCAUGGCUCAUGGUUCUCGCGUUCGGAGGCACGACGCCGCUCGGUCAGCUCAUUGGUCUCAUUGUGCAUAAUCUGUACGACCCCAUGAGCCAGACCGGGUUGCUGAUGGUUGGAUUCAUGAACGCCAUCUCGGCUGGGUUGCUCCUCUUUGCUGGACUGGUCCAGCUGCUAGCCGAAGAUUUCCUCUCAGAGAAGAGCUACAAGAUUCUACAGGGGCGGAAACGGCUGAAUGCCUACAUGGCUGUGGUUGGCGGAGCAUCACUCAUGGCCAUUGUCGGAGCGUUUGCCUAG